UGUGCUCAGGCGUGUGUGCACGUAUCUUCCCCACAAUUAUUCAUUCCCCACUGUUCCCUAGUCUUCAACACCGAACCAUGUCUGCCUUCGUAGGAAAAUAUGCCGAUGAACUUAUCAAGACAGCCAAGUACAUAGCCACCCCCGGCAAGGGCAUUCUCGCCGCCGACGAGAGCACCGGCACCAUCGGGAAACGCCUCGCGAGCAUCAACGUGGAGAACAUCGAGUCCAACCGGCAAGCCCUCCGCGAGCUCCUCUUCACAUCGCCGAACGCCCUCUCCUACCUCUCCGGCGUCAUCCUCUUCGAGGAGACCCUCUACCAGAAGACCACCGGCGGCAAGCCCUUCGUCGACGUCCUCAUCGAGAACUCCGUCAUCCCCGGCAUCAAGGUGGACAAAGGCACCGUGGAGAUCGCCGGCACCAACUCGGAGACCACCACCCAAGGCUUCGAUUCCCUGGGGGCCCGCUGCCAGCAGUACUACAAGGCCGGGGCCCGCUUCGCGAAAUGGAGGGCCGUCCUCAAGAUUGGGCCCACGGAGCCAUCGGAGCUGGCCAUCCAGCAGAAUGCCCAGGGGCUGGCGCGGUACGCCAUUAUAUGCCAAGAGAACGGCCUCGUGCCCAUCGUCGAGCCGGAGGUCCUCACCGACGGCAACCAUGACAUCAAAAAGUGUGCUGCAGUCACGGAGAAGGUUCUCGCUGCUGUCUACAAGGCACUCAACGAUCACCAUGUGCUCCUCGAGGGCACCCUCCUCAAGCCCAACAUGGUGACCCCUGGCUCAGACAGCCCAAAGGUGACACCUGAAGUGAUAGCGGAGUAUACAGUGGCAGCACUGCGACGCACCGUCCCACCGGCCGUCCCUGGGAUUGUGUUCCUGUCGGGUGGGCAGAGCGAGGAGGAGGCGACGCUGAACCUGAACGCCAUAAACAAGCUGGAAGUGGUGAAGCCAUGGACUCUGUCCUUCUCAUUUGGACGGGCCCUUCAGCAGAGCACCAUCAAGAAGUGGGCCGGCAAGAAGGAGAACGUUCCGGCGGCCCAGCAGGCAUUCCUGGCAAGGUGCAAAGCCAAUUCGGCGGCUACGCUUGGGAAGUACGCUGGGGGAAAUGCCGAUGCGGCGGCUUCGGAGAGCUUAUAUGUCAAGGGAUACAAAUACUAGUGUGGAUUCCUAUCAUCUUUUUCUUAAAUGUACCUGCUUCUUUGGGAUCUCUCUCUAAUCUCCCCUCUCUUUAACCAUAUUCUCACAUAUUUUGAGCUGUUCAUCUUUGUUUCCUGCUGUUCAUAUAUAACACUUCUGCUCUGAUAUUAAUGUACUGGUCUUUUGACUUGGCUA
Molecule: messenger RNA, 1325 nt
Organism: Elaeis guineensis (African oil palm)
Lineage: Eukaryota; Viridiplantae; Streptophyta; Magnoliopsida; Arecales; Arecaceae
Product: fructose-bisphosphate aldolase 5, cytosolic
Biological process (GO): glycolytic process
Molecular function (GO): fructose-bisphosphate aldolase activity
Source: RefSeq, a predicted model, not a curated record